Messenger RNA from Xenia sp. Carnegie-2017, 1276 nucleotides. RefSeq names its product collagen triple helix repeat-containing protein 1-like. The transcript is spliced from 2 exons. Bases 517 to 927 code for a protein of 136 amino acids. NCBI's taxonomy places the organism in Eukaryota, Metazoa, Cnidaria, Anthozoa, Malacalcyonacea, Xeniidae. The record is from RefSeq and is a predicted model, not a curated record.
CCAUGUCGUUGUAGGGUGAAAUUUAUUAAAAAGAAAAUUAAUGUAUACCAUGCCUUUCUAAACUCUAACCAUCACUAUAAGUGUGUUUUGUAGGAUAUUAAUUCAAUGUAAAUAAUUUACAACUUUUCGAAUCAAACAGUUUUCAAUUCUUGUCGAAUUGAUCUUCAUUGUCGCUUUAUACAUAUUUUUAUGCGUGUGAGUAAAACGAUGAAAGAGCUGUAAAUAGUUAUAACGUGUUGCAUGUAGAGGUUAAAUAACGAAAGCAAAUUUCCUACAUAAUUAUAAUCCAAAUUUGUCUGGCAAUGAUUCGUUGCAGAAAUAUUUUUGUAAAAUUGAAACUGUUAAUAUUGAAUAAUAAUUAACUUUUAUGAUGUACCCGCUUAUGUAAAGUGCGCAUUGUAUAUUUAAGACAAAUAAACACAGCUCUAGUAUGUUUUCCGUUGCAGCCGUUAUUUACACUAAGACGCAGUGCAAGCGAUUUUUCAAAUAUUAAGAGUUAACGUUCUUUCGUGAAAGAUGGUUGCGCACAUUCUCUUAUUUUUUCUUCUAAUUGCAGCUUGCAAUGCGUUGAAUGAGUCUUGUAGUUUUUUAAAAAAAUGUAACAACACGUACCUUCGUGUGUUCUAUGGUGGUAACCUCCGUAUUUCUUACUGUGACGAUUGUUGCAAACGAUGGUACUUUAAAUUCAAUGGAAAUGAAUGUAGUCCAACAAUUGAAGGCGUCCUCUACAUGUGGAAAGGUAGACUAACACAAAAUAUUCAUCGUCAUCGUCAUAUAGAGGGAUAUUGUGGCAACAUUAACAAUGGUACAGUUAAUGUUGGCUUCUGUGUCGGCGAUUGCAAUCAAGGAAGCGCUGUUUAUGCAAACAGUGGAUGGAAUUCAGUCUCUCGAAUUGUGAUCCAAGAAGUUUCACCCCCUCAGACUUAAGUCUGAACAUUUUGAAGUCCUUACAUCUUGUAAAUUUAUAUUGAUAUUGCAUAAAAAAUGAAGGUAUACAUAAAGAUAGACAUAGAGUAAGACAUAAAUGUAGACAUAUCAGGGUAGAUAAACACGAAGAAAGACACAAAGAUAGAUUGACAUAAAGAUGAAUAAAGGUAGACAUCAAAUAGAUAUAAAUAUAAACAUUAUGACAUAAAGGAGAUGGGUAGAAAUUGUGUGAAAUAGUCACAAAUAUUAUAAAGAAUUCUUACUUAAGAAUUUUUUUUUAAAUAAUCUACUUGAUUGGAAAGCAAAAUACAAAACAUAGAAUACAGUGUGCUUUAAGGUAAAAAAAUUA